Molecule: messenger RNA, 726 nt
Organism: Exophiala bonariae
Lineage: Eukaryota; Fungi; Ascomycota; Eurotiomycetes; Chaetothyriales; Herpotrichiellaceae
Exons: 2
Coding region: 1-726 (241 amino acids)
Source: RefSeq, a predicted model, not a curated record
AUGCGGCCCUCCAUAUCACCAUACCUCCCCCUAGGCCUACUCCUCCUCUUCUCACUCCUGAACCUUACCAGCGCCGCCAAAUCCACCGCCAUCUCAUUCUGCAAAUGCAUAUGCUUCAAUAACAGCACGAUCAUUGCACUCAACCCUCCAAACUCCAAGAGUUCCUCACACCGUUUCGAAGUCCGCUCUUCUGACCACCACUCCCUCGAAGGCACCUCACCGGCCCGCAGCCCCCGAGAAGCCCAAGAAGAAGAAAAAGCCCCGUCAAAACCGCACCACAAACUCAGCUGCGCCGACUGCACACGCGCAUUCUGUCUGGACUAUAACCUACCGAUAUGCAAGGACGCGAAGGACGAAGACGUCUUCACGACCUGUUUCCAACGAGACUCGCUCAAAGAUGAAACCGUCGUGGUGAUUUUCAUCAUCGCAACUGCGGGGCUACUGGCAUGGGCGCUGGUGAAGCCAUGGGUCGAGCGAGUCCGGCAGCGGAACGAGCGACGAGAGUUCCCGCCACUGGUUGGGUCACAGGGGAAUUCGAAUCGGGCAGCGGGCCACGAUGCCACGUCGCCACGGAAUCAGGGUUCGAGUCGUGGUGGCGCGAGCAGUAGUGUGCGCGGUGGUGGACGUGGAGGUGUUGGGAGAAGUGCUACGGAUGCGAGGUUCUUGGACGCCGAUGAAGAUGCGGUAGAUAUAGGGUCGGGCAGCGCAUUAGGGGCUGCGCGGUGA